GUAGAGUUCUAACCUCCCGCUGAACCUCCGCCUCUGCGCACGGCCCGGGCGGUGUGUUGCGAGCCCGGCAGCAGCCCGCCCGUUCGUGCUGUGCGGCACGGUACGGCACAGAUCGGCUCGGAUCCCGGCAGCCUCCUGGUGCUGGGGCCAGCUGCCGCCCUCAGUGAGGCCACGUCGGUAAUGUCCGCCCGCCUUCAGGCCAGCGCUCAGCGCCCAGCGCCGAGUGGCAAGCGCCGCGGCCGUGCUGUGCGCUCAGGUCACGCAGGCUGCAGGGACACGGGCCAGCGGGGUCCCCGGACACCCCUGAGAGGGCUGCGGAGAGGGAGGCGCCCCGUUCGUACCCGCCGCCUUCGCCCUUAGGCUGAAGAGAUGAUUUUAACAGGAGGUUUGAGAUCUGUCCUUCCCCAUGUGCUGCGAAAAGUAAUUCGAUGCAACAGACUCCAUAUUAGUAGUACCUCUGGCCUGGCACAGGGCUAUAAACAGGCCAGUGUUGUGAUUUUGCACAAGUCCCUGGCUGAUGACUUUGAGAAGUUCUGCCAUGCAAAUGAUGGACCCCUGCCACUGCUGUACAGAAGUAAACCAGGUGACUGGAAAUGUCCUUCUUUGAGUAGUGAUUCUGAUAUCAGAACUGACUGUCUUCAGUACCAAGUAUAUGAGCAUGGAGCUUGCACUGGAACACUGAAAAGCUUAAAGGAGUAUUCUGAACAACUGAAGGACAUGGUUACUUUUUAUUUAGGCUGCAGUUUCUCUUUUGAAAAAGCAUUCCAAAAUGCUGGCAUUCCAGUAAGAAACGUUGAGCAAAAAUGUAAUGUGAGCAUGUAUAAGACAGCCGUGCCUUGCCACAGCAUUUCUGCUUUUUGCUGCAACUUAGUAGUCACAAUGAGACCUAUUCCUGAAAGCAAGUUGGAAGCAGCUGUGCUAGCAACAUCUGAACUAAAAGAUGCCCACGGAGCACCAAUUCAUGUGGGUGAUCCUGGUCUGCUGGGAAUACAAGAUAUUUCCAAGCCAGAUUAUGGAGAUCCAGUUCACCUUCGCUCUGGUGAUAUUCCAGUGUUUUGGGCCUGUGGAGUGACAGGCAUAGAAGCAGUCAUCAAUUCCAGAGCUCCAUUAGCUUUUACUCAUUCUCCCGGCUGCAUGUUCAUUACUGACCUAAAGAAUGACAACGUUACAGCCAGACCCUCAAGGAAAGUCCCACAGGUUCACUGCAUUUCUCAAGAUCCUAUGCAUUAUAGUGUUGUGUCAGCAGAAGCAGCCCAAAAGAUAAAGACUCUGGAGACCCUAAUUGGAAUUGAUCCAGGAGAUCGGGGUGUAUCUCAUCUACUCUGCCAGGAUGAGCUGCUCAGGGCUUGCCUCUCUAUCUCCCAUGCUCGCUCAGUGCUGGUAACAACUGGAUUUCCAACCCACUUCACUUACGAGCCGCCGGAAGAGAACGAUGGGCCCCCGGGAGCCCUGGCGAUUGCAGCUGUAUUGCAGGCCUUGGAGAAAGAGGUUGCCAUGGUAACAGAUCAGAGAGCCAUGAAUCUGAAUCAAAAGAUUAUUGAAGAGGCUGUGCAACUCGGAAUCCUGAAGAGUCCUGUCCCAUUGUUGAGUUACCAAAGAGAAAAUGCUGACUCAGCUUUAAAGUUUUUAUGUGAGAAUGGGAAUCCUGAAAGACCUAUAUUUGAUCACCUGAUAGCAAUUGAGCGUGCGGGGAUGGCUGCUGAUGGCAAUUACUACAAUGCCAGGAAAGUUAACAUUAAACAUCUAGUGGAUCCCAUAGAUGAACUAUUUUUAGCUGCACAAAACAUUCCAGGAGUCUCAACAACAGGUAUUGGAGAUGGAGGAAAUGAAUUAGGAAUGGGCAAAGUAAAAGAUGCUGUGAAGAAGCACAUAAAAAAUGGAGAUGUUAUAGCUUGUGAUGUUGAAGCUGAUUUUACUAUUGUGGCUGGGGUCUCUAACUGGGGAGGCUAUGCCAUGGCCUGUGCUCUGUAUAUUCUCAGUACUUGUGAAAUACACGACCGCUACCUGAGGAAAGCUGUUGGGUUUCCACAGUUACCAAAGAAGAUGCUCUGGCUAUCAGCACUUCCAUCCGUUACCAAGGAAGAAAAGCUUCUGAAAACACUUGUGCGGCUUGGAGUCCGCAGCGGAAAAACUGCCAGCCUAGAAAUGGAAGUGGAUGGGCUGCCCUUCUACAACACCCACUCACUCAUGAUUGAAAAGCUGCUGCAAGAGGUGCAGCAGUGACUGCCCCCAGUGAUUUCUACAUCAAGUGUUGCUCUCUUAUCUCCUUAUUCCCUAGGGUUUCACAAGAUAUAUCAAUAGAAGAUGACUUUUAAUCUGUGGUGUCUUGGCCACACACAACCUUUCAUUGCUACCCUUACAACACCUCUGUGAAGUGAGGAGAUGAUUCCAUCAUGAUGAUUUGGUCUACCUUCCCCUUCUGACAUUUUAUAAUGGAUAUUAAAUGAUACUGUACACUAAGAGGUGAUCUGGCCUUUAUAAAGAAAGCUUUUCAUUAAAAUGAAAAAUUAUUGCAUUGCUGUUCCUGUUUUACUG
Calypte anna (Anna's hummingbird) is the source of this 2535-nucleotide messenger RNA. RefSeq names its product D-glutamate cyclase (gene DGLUCY). The transcript has 13 exons. NCBI's taxonomy places the organism in Eukaryota, Metazoa, Chordata, Aves, Apodiformes, Trochilidae. Gene Ontology annotation, molecular function: D-glutamate cyclase activity. Gene Ontology annotation, biological process: glutamate metabolic process. The record is from RefSeq and is a predicted model, not a curated record. Bases 370 to 2223 code for a protein of 617 amino acids.